Molecule: messenger RNA, 1732 nt
Organism: Schistosoma bovis
Lineage: Eukaryota; Metazoa; Platyhelminthes; Trematoda; Strigeidida; Schistosomatidae
Source: the annotation of a GenBank genome assembly
CAAAAUUAGUACAAUAUAGAAAGAAUUAUACCAUUCUGUAACCAAGAAUAAUUUCCUAUUACGCAAAUAAAGAUCUAAACGAGCAGUUCUCUACUUCUACCUGGUACAUUUUGAGGCUCGAAGUAUAAAUGACUCGACCUUUGCUCGCGGUAGUUUCGAAGAAUUCUUUCUGGACCUUGAGUGUGGCCCAUGGAUCUAAGAAAUCACUUCAUCGACAAAGAAGCAGAGACUCUGUAGUUUAUGAUAUCCAUUCAAGGGAAUCCUUGAAGUCAAAGCAAGUUUACGUUUUUGGUUUCUCAGCAACUGGAGCUCUCGGUAAUGAGAAAUAUCUUGGUCUUCAUGGUAAACCUGGUGUUGGAGGUGUAUCACGGCCUACGCCUUUGAAAUGUUCGUCGUCUUUAGGUGUUCCGUUAAAAGCUGCUUGUGGAUAUGGCUUCACAACAUAUAUAUGUGGAGGCAGUCAUGGGGAUUUUGGCGUCUACGGCUGUGGGAUCAACAGUGAUGGCCAAUUAGGAUCACAGUCGGUUGGAUUAAAAACCAAACUUCCUACAGGCAACUCAGUAAAUGUUGUUCCUGAACUUGUGAGAAUUGCUAUCUGUCUUGAUAAUACGCAAAAACAAAUAUAUCGUCCUUCUCAUGUGGCAUGUGGUCGAGCACAUACUAUUAUAUCCUAUGAAAAUUUGAAAGAGUCGAAUAGUGAUACACCUCCUCUUGUUUUCAGCCUGGGUAACAAUGUUUUCGGGCAGUGUGGAAGAGAAAUAAUUCCUGGCGAAAAGUACGAUCGUGAUGUGGAAGUUAUAACAAAAAUAGUCUUGCCACCAGAAAUAAAAUCUAUCAAACAAUUAGUUUGCGGUCAAGACCAUACCUUGUUACUCAGCUCAGACGGUGUUGUUUAUUCCUGUGGACUUGGAUCAGAUGGUCAGACUGGUUUAGGUCAUUAUAAUGUGGUUGAUCGAUUUACUGCUGUAAAAGGUUCAUUGGUAAAUGAACGUGUUUGUUUGCUAUCGUCUCGCGGUGAUACUGUUCUUGCUCUUACUGAAUCAAAUAAAUUAUUUGCUUGGGGUAAUAAUGAAUACGGUCAAAUAUGGCCAUUAGAUCAAGAUGUACAAGUUUCAGAACCUGUUCACUUAAAUUUAGAUCAUUGUAUUGUACCAGUAGAAUCUAAUUUAUCUUCGGAUAAUGUUCAUGUAGGUGAAAUACAAUCAAUUGCUUGUGCCGGUUCUAUGUGUUGUAUUGUUAAUAAAAUUGGACAGGUAUUCGUUUGGGGCUUUGGAUGUAUUGGAUUAGGUCCAAAGGUUACUUGUUCACCUCGUCCAACAUUGAUUCCACCUGGUUUAUUUAUACCAGCUAUCGUAAAUAGUGAAUCUUGUAUUAAUUAUGUUGCUGCUGGUCUACAUCAUUUUAUUGCCCAAAGUAAUGAUGGUUUAUUAUGGGCCUGGGGUGCUCCACGUAGUGGUUUAUAUUGUCUAGGCUUAGGUAAACAAAUUACAAGUAAUUCUGUUAAUCAAACCUACCCAGUUCCAUUACUUCUUCCAAUUAAAUCUAAAGAUGUAGUAUGUGGUGUUGAUCAUACUGUUGUGAUUGGCAAAUCAUUUGGUUAAUAUUUGCUCAUUGUUCAUAUAUUAUUUAUUGUAAAUAUGUAUACAUUUCCUCACGGAACUAGUACUUUAACAAAAAAUGUUUAUAUAUAUACGAUUGUACAGCUGGAUAAUAUAUAUAUAUAUAUAUAUAU